AUGACCGUGAUUGCUCUAUUAUUUUUUGGACUGUUUGUGCGGCCAAUCGAAGCGGUGAAUCUAAAGGCGAAUAGAGCGACGCCGACUUCGUUUGCCAUCGACUAUGACAAUGACCGAUUUGUGCUGGACGGGCAGCCGUUUCGCUAUUUGUCCGGUUCGAUUCACUACUUCCGGGUGCCGCGCGUCUACUGGGAAGAUCGGCUGCGACGGAUGCGGGCGAUGGGGCUGAACGCGAUUCAGACCUACGUACCCUGGAAUUUCCACGAGCCGCAGCACGGGCACUACCUCUUCGAUCAUCAGCGCGACCUCGUCGAGUUCAUCAGAAUUGCCGAAAGAUUGGGGCUGUACACGUUGCUCCGCGUCGGCCCCUACAUUUGCGCAGAAUGGGAAAACGGCGGGUUGCCGUAUUGGCUGUUGAAGGAAAAGGGGAUCAAGAUGCGGACAAGUGACCCGAAAUACACGAAUUCUGUCGAAAAAUGGUUCGGCGUGCUGCUUCCGAAAGUUCGCCCGUUAAUGCGCGCAAACGGCGGGCCCGUUUUAAUGGUGCAAGUGGAGAAUGAGUACGGUAGUUUCUCGGCAUGUGAUGCAGAAUAUACGGGAUGGCUGAGGGAUCUUUUCCGCAAGCAACUCGGCAACGACACCGUCCUCUAUACGACGGACGGCGGUUCGGAGGGUUUCCUAAAAUGUGGCCCGAUUCCCGGCGUGUAUACUACGGUGGAUUUUGGGCCCCAGUCGAAUGAGGGAAUCGAUGCGGCUUUUCGCGCCCAGCGCAACCACACGCCGAAUCAUAGGGGCCCCCUGGUAAAUUCGGAGUUCUACGUGGGCUGGUUUGACAGCUGGAACGACACGACGAAGGAGGUGCCCUCAAAUGAGCUCAUUGUCAGCAGCGCCAGUCACAUGUACUCGGUGGGGGCCAAUAUCAAUUUCUAUUUGGCGCACGGAGGGACGAACUUCGGCUUUUGGAACGGCGCGGAAUAUGGCGGACCGGUGACAACCUCGUACAAUUUUUCGGCGCCAAUUGGAGAGGAUGGGGAUAUCACCCCGAAAUAUCUGGCAAUUCGCUCGUGGAUCAAAUCGCUCGAAGAUUGGCAUCAAAAGCCUCAGGAUGUGCCGAAAAAUAAUAAAAAACUCGCCGUCGGCAAGAUAAAAGUGGAGCACGUGGGCAGUAUAUUGGAUCUCGUCGAAAAAGGAUGCCAAAAUACCGACAAACCGUUGACUUUCGAGGAAAUGGACCAUUCGAUGGGAUUGCUGGGCUAUGCUACGAAACUGACGCGUUGCGGGAAAAAUUUGACGCUGGAGAGCUACAAGGACUGGGCGCACGUUUUUAUGGAUGGAAAACAUCAGGACAGCCUCUACCGCCAUUUCCCAUCGAAUCAUACCGUAACCCUCGAGAAAUGCCAUGACCAUUCGGAAGUGAAUAUUUUGAUGGAAAAUGAGGGACGGCUCACCUAUGAAACCGAGAAUGAUUAUAAGGGAAUCCUUGGCCCGGUACUCCUCGACGGUACUGAAAAAAUCCUCGAGGGUGUCUACACGGGGGUAUUCUCGGUGAACGACGUCGACGUCGGCGAUACGUUUAUCGAUUUUACGGGCUGGGGCAAGGGGUUUAUCCUGAUUAAUGGCCAUCAUUUGGGAAGAUAUUGGAAUGUCGGGCCGCAGCGUACCCUCUACGUGCCAUCCCCAUUUCUACGCAAGGGCGCAAAUCGUAUCUUCAUCGUCGAGCUGCUCUCCGAUUAUUACGGCGCUCCGCUUCCGAUGGUGGCCGCCGUGCAGAAGCUGCAACUUGGCGAGAAGGUGGCCGGCUGGGAGGUGGUGAAGAAGUUGGGCGAGGGCGGCUUCGGCGCCGUCUACAAGGUGAAACAUCCAUCGGGUCGUGAGAGUGCGAUGAAAAUCGAGGCGUGCUCGGCGACGAUUCGACCCAUGAAGAUGGAGGUGGUCGUCUUGCAGACCGCGAAAAGGGCGCGCGCGACCCACUUCUGCGAGCUGCUCGACGCCGGCAAAUGGGACACGUUCAACUUUUUGGUGAUGACGCUCGUCGGACCAUCGCUCCAUGACCUCCGAAAAGCCAAGCCGAAAGGCCGCCAGAUGCUGUCGUUGGGCUGUGCGAUUUCGGUGUCGAUCCAAUGUCUCAAGGCCAUCCAGCAAAUGCACGGUUUCGAGUACCUUCACCGCGACAUAAAACCUCCAAAUUUUGCCGUCGGGCUCGAAGACCCGAAAAAGAUUGUGAUGCUGGACUUUGGAAUGGCGCGGAAAUUCACGGAACCGGGAGGGCAGAUACGCGAGCCACGACAGGUGGCCGCUUUUCGCGGUACUGGAAGAUACGCACCGCUGUCGGCCCACCUGUUAAUGGAGCAGUGCCGGAAGGACGAUCUGGAGAUGUGGCUCUACUUGGCUAUCGAGAUGACGACGAACGGGCUGCCGUGGAAGCACCUCUCGGAGGACGAGGAGAUUUUAGUCAUGAAAAACGAGGCCCGAACCGAUGGAAAGAUGGCCAUCCUAUUUGGGGGAUGCCCUCGCGAAUAUGUGGUGCUCAUGAAAUAUAUCGAUCAGCUGCAAUACCGUGACCUUCCCCAUUACGAACAAAUGGUUGGCAUGCUGCGAAAGGCCGUCGAGAAGAAUGGCUGCCAGGAAUAUCCAUGGGAUUGGCAGCCCGAGAGCAAGCAUUUUGCCGAGAUCAAGCUCGAUCAGCCACCCGGGAAAUCGGCCGAGCCGGCAGCAGCUGUCAGUCCCGAUAAGAAGACACCGAGUCGAGAGAAA
Mesorhabditis spiculigera is the source of this 2754-nucleotide messenger RNA. Lineage: Eukaryota; Metazoa; Nematoda; Chromadorea; Rhabditida; Rhabditidae. The record is from the annotation of a GenBank genome assembly.